Molecule: messenger RNA, 1966 nt
Organism: Kogia breviceps (pygmy sperm whale)
Lineage: Eukaryota; Metazoa; Chordata; Mammalia; Artiodactyla; Physeteridae
Gene: FBXO7
Product: F-box protein 7
Biological process (GO): positive regulation of autophagy of mitochondrion
Molecular function (GO): protein kinase binding
Source: RefSeq, a predicted model, not a curated record
GCAGUCGCCGCUCCGCGGCGGGAGCUGACCGGCCGCGCCGUCGUCACCGUCGCCGCCUCGGGGUCCCGGCCCCUGGGCCCUCCUGCGGCCGCCAUGAAGCUGCGGGUCCGGCUUCAGAAGCGGACCUGGCCGCUGGAGAUGCCCCAAGCGGAGCCGACGCUGGGGCAGCUGCGCGCGCACCUGAGGCAGGCCCUGCUGCCCACCAGAGGGUACAGUUCUGAUACCCGGUUUGCAAUUACAUUGAACAACAAGGAUGCCCUCACUGGAGAUGAAGAGACGUUGGCUUCAUAUGGGAUUGUUUCUGGGGACUUGAUAUGUUUGAUUCUUGAAGAUGCCAUUGCAGCACCUAACUUACCUUCAUCCACAGAUUCAGAGCAUUCCUCACUCCAGAAUAAUGACCAACCCUCUCUGGCCGCCAGCUCCAGUCAGUCCAGCAUACAGGAUGAACAACUGCAUGAUUCAUUCCAAGGACAGGCAGCCCAAUCUGAUGUCUGGAAUGAUGGAAGUAUGUCAGGGCCUAGUCAAAAUUUUGAAGCUGAGUCAAUUCCAGAUGUCGUGGAUGCGGAAGAGGGCACAGGUUUCUAUCCCUCAGAACCAAUGCUCUGCAGCGAAUCGGUGGAAGGGCAAGUGCCACAUUCAUUAGAGACCCUGUAUCAGUCAGCUGAGUGUUCUAACCCCAGCGAUGCCCUGAUAGUAUCCAUACAUCUUCUCAUGUUGGAGUCGGGUUACAUACCUCAGGGGACUGAAGCCAAAGCUGUGUGCCUGCCGGAGAACUGGAGGUCGGGGGGCGUGUACAGGCUGCAGUACACUCAUCCUCUCUGCGAGGGUGGCUCUGCUGCUCUCACCUGUGUGCCUUUGGGAAACCUCAUCGUCAUAAAUGCUACACUAAAAAUCAACAAUGAGAUUAGAAGUGUGAAGAGACUGCAGCUGCUGCCAGAAUCUUUUAUUUGCAAAGAGGAAUCAGGGGAGAAUGUAGCCAAGAUAUACAAAGAUCUUCAGAAGCUCUCUCGCCUGUUCAAGGACCAGCUGGUAUAUCCUCUUCUGGCUUUUACCCGACAAGCACUGAACCUACCAGAUGUAUUUGGGUUGGUAGUCCUCCCACUGGAGCUGAAACUGCGGAUCUUCCGACUUCUGGAUGUUCGUUCUGUCCUGUCUUUGUCUGCAGUUUGUCGUGACCUCUAUAUUGCUUCGAAUGACCAACUUCUGUGGAGGUGUUUAUAUCUGCGGGAUUUUCGAGAUGGUACUGUCAGAGGUCGAGACACAGAUUGGAAAGAACUGUACAAGAAGAGGCACAAACAAAGAAAAGAAGCUCAGAGAGGGCGGCAUGUGAUGUUCCUGCCAUCGUCACCCCACCCCAUUCCAUUCUAUCCUAACCCUUUGCACCCCAGGCCUUUUCCUCCCAGUUCUCUCCUUCCUCCAGGAAUUAUUGGUGGUGAAUAUGAUGAAAGACUAACCCUUCCUUAUGUUGGGGAUCCAAUCAAUUCACUCAUCCCUGGGCCUGGGGAGACACCCAGACAGUUCCCUCCACUCAGACCACGUUUUGACCCAAUUGGCCCCCUUCCAGGACCUAACCCCAUCUUGCCAGGGCGAGGUGGCCCCAAUGACAGAUUUCCCUUAAGACCUAGCAGGGGUCGGCCAACUGACAGCCGACUACCAUUCAUGUGACUGAUUUAUAAUCUCAUGCUGGAGCUUGUUUUGGUUUUGGUUUUUCUUAAAACUACAGACGUCAUCUUGUUGGGGUGCUAUCUCUAGUGUUUUCUGAUUGUGGUGGUGAGAAAUGCGCUCACAGAAGCCUUUUGGUAGAUAUAUUUAAAGCUCCAGCGGUGUUAUAGUCCAAAGGUUACUGCAUGACAGGAUUGGCCUUGGGAAUGGUUGGUUCCUGACAUCCCCUCUCUGAAUUACCCUCUAGAAUGAAGGUUAGACAUUGAUAACGUUCUACACCAGAAUAAAAAAAAAUAUUAAGUGU